Messenger RNA from Tigriopus californicus, 854 nucleotides. RefSeq lists its product as uncharacterized. Bases 50 to 763 code for a protein of 237 amino acids. The record is from RefSeq and is a predicted model, not a curated record. The transcript has a single exon. Lineage: Eukaryota; Metazoa; Arthropoda; Copepoda; Harpacticoida; Harpacticidae.
AGUAUACCGCACAACUGAGCGCAGUCCAUUCCUACCGCUUACCAAAGAAAUGGGUCGUUGUCAUUUAGCCUUGCUUGUGAUUCUCUCCACCAGUUUGCCCCAAAUAUCAGCCUUUGAGGUCACUGCCAUCAGCCCCAAAAGCAUUUCAGUCAAAGAAGGCAAAGACCUUGCCAUCAAGUGCGUUGUAGAUGAUUGGUGGGAAUGGUGUACCUUCAAGCACUCCGGACGAAAAUGUGACUUUGAAUGGAGCAAUCAGGCUCGCAAUGUGACAGUUUUGGAUUGCCAAGACUUUGAGGGACGCUUUGAGUUUCAUGGCCGUUACAACAAUUACGAAUGUGGAAUAGUCUUGCACGGUGUUGAAGAAGCAGAUGCUGGAGAAUGGACUUGUCAAUUAGAAAACUAUUACAGGGGGCGUUAUCGUGGCUAUGGGUAUAAUAGCUCAGCUCAGAUGAUUGUGGAAGUGGAGAUUGAAGCCCCCGUCACUACCAAGAGCACAAUAACAACGACAAUAAAUACCAAAACCACCGAAGGUGCUCUAAUACCGAAGGGCACUUGGCCCCAUGACCGUCAAGCCAAGGAUGGCUCAUGGAGCACGGCUUUUGGAACAAGAAUAGAUUUACUCAACGAUGACACUGAAGUCGCGGCCCAGUCUGAAGCCGAGGGAGAGUCUCAACGUAACGGUGGAACAUUCAAGAAGAUUCACGGAAUGCAUUGCCUGUUUGGUCUGACUAUGCAAAUAGUUCUGAACUUUUGUAUUCUUUGAUUCAGAAAACAGGGGGUACUUUUAACAUUGAACUACUCAUGAUUCAUGGUUCUUACAAUAAAUAUACCUUUCGACAACAGGGUAGGACGUA